GCAACUUUAUUUUUCCUACUCACACAUACACACACACACUUUUAGCGACGUACUCAAGCAAUAAAAGACUAUAUAAGAUACGAUCAAAAUACCCAAAAAACAAAUCAAAUUCAGCAUUUACGAGAAAAGUCUGCGUGUAGAAAAGGAAAAAAAAACAACAAAAAAACAGAAAAGCAACAACGUAGUGCUUGUCAAACUGCAGAAUACCAAAAUGUUGCAAGCGCAAAAACAAAAGCAAACCAAGAGAAGCAACAACAAGAGCAGAAACAGCACUAACAAUUGCCAUUGCAAUUGCAACAGCAACAACAACAACAAAGCGACGUUUCAGCGUCGCAAAAUUACAACGAUAACAUAAACGAGCAAUCGAGCGAGAUAGUUAAAGAGCGAGAGGAAAAGAAAGGAGAAGUUUUGUUUUGCAAUUUCCCUUCCAAUCCGCCGCCCUUCCCCUUUUCCCUUCCCUCUUCUUUGGCUGUGUGCGUGUGUCUGUCUGCCUGUCUGUAUGUGCCCUCUCAGCUGAGGAUAAUUUAAUUAUUUUAUUUGUACUAAGCGCGCGUUAUGGCACAGCAGCAGCAACAACAACAGCAACAUCACAGCAACAACAACAACAGCAUUCUCCUUCUUCAGCACCAGCAGCCACAACAAGAAGAACAACUACAGCAAUACAAUAACAAUUUGUAUAGCCAAAAUUAUAAUAUGGAGGAGUACGAGCGGCGAAAAAGACGAGAGCGUGAGAAAAUCGAGCGACAACAAGGCAUACAGAUCGACGAUCGGGAGACUAGUCUUUUCGGGGAGCCGCGGCGGCUGACAGAGGGAGAUGCGGAGAUCACGGCCGCCCUGGGGGAGUUCAUCGAGGCGCGGGUGUACAUCAAUCAGUCGACGGUGGGGAUCAGUCGAAAUGCGCCCGGCGCCGGCAAUCCGCGCCUGCAGGCGCCACUGCCGUUGCAAGCCAAAUCCCUUGGCCACUCACCCUCCUCCGCGUCAUCAGGUUCCACUUCCGCAUCCUCCGCAACAUCAGCGCUGCCCGGCCAGCAACAACAACAGCACCACCAGCAACAGCAGCGACCGCCGACGUAUCUGAAGCAGGCGGACAACAAGCCGCCAUACAAUGGACGCGGCGGCUAUCCGGGCCAGCCCAUGAAGAAUGACAUUCCGUCAAGCAGUGGCAUGGCUCCGCCACGGGGCCCACCCAGAUCCAAUAGUUCCAGCAACAGCAACUCGUCCAGCGCCACAAACAACGCCAGCAGCGGCGGAGUCCCAGCCAGCACGGUGUUGGGGCCACCUCUAUCCACCCAGAUGCCCAAUGGGCGGGAGAAGUCCUUUAUUGGGCCGCCGCCUCCGACGCUGCACAACGGCACCGACAGACGCUUUGUGCCACCAGCGGUCAGCAAGCGACCAGGAGCGGGACAGCAACCGCCGCCUCCGGAGAAGGACGUCAACAAGAUAUUUAGCGAUAUAGCGAAUAGCUUCUCGUUCACGCCGCUCACAUCGAUAGCAGCCACGCCGCAUGCGCCAACGCGUGAAAACUAUAACCUAACGGCCCCCAAUAAACAAAAGUAUGCCAUCGACAUGAUCGGAUCACCGCCCUCCGCUGAGCCUUCGGUCGUCUUCUUCCCGCCCUCCGCUGAACCUUCGGUCGCCUUCUUCCCGCCCAUUGCGCCUAUUGCCUCGCCAAUCGCCCCGCUGUUAACAACACCACCACAGGCUAGCCAACUGCCCUUGGGCGGAGUAACAGGUGUAACGACGUCAGCAGGAGAGGUUUUGGCGCCGCUCCACCAACUGCCACCCACUCCGCCCAAGGCAGCUUCCAUUGUGACGUCACCGGUAUUGGCCAAGCCGCUUAAAACGGAAAAGAACCACUCGCUGGAGAAGCAGGACUCGUGCCUUGAAAACGAUCUGGAGCUUUCCGAUUCGGAUGACGACCGUAAGAAGGAGAGUCGAUCGGCGGUCAACAGCAGCAACAGCUCAGAGUCGGAUUCCAGUGAAUCGGGCAGCGAAUCAAGCAGUAAGAAUGAUCUGCAGCACGAUCCCAACCACCAGCAGCCGCAUCAACAACUGCAGCAGCAGUUAUCUAUCCAGCAGCAGCAGCAAGUGCUCCAGCAACAGCAUCGGCCCCAACCACUGACGUCCAACGGAGCCCAGAAUAAGAAGUAUAGGCAUGAGAUCAUUGCCCGUGGCAGCAAUACGAUAACAGGACUGCUCAGCUCCAGUGGAUUUGCAAGUAGUGGCAGUGGAGGAUCCGGUGUAAACUCCAAUGCAUCUGUCGCCGCAGGAAGUGGAUCAGGCGGAACUUUGAGCAGCGGAGGCAGCUCCUCAAACAAGACACCGUCGCCAACGGAGAGCAACAAGUGGACGCUAAGCCGGUUUUUCCACAAACCAGCCAAUCAGACAAACUCCGAAAGCGUCUCGCCCGGCAAUGUGAGCAUGAAGGUGCCUGGCAUCCUGCCAGGGGGCGCCCAAAUCAUUCCCGAGUCCAUUGAUGUGACCACGGCGAUUGUAAAGAACGAAAAAAUCAACGACGAUCACAUGGAUAUGGAGGAAGGCGAGGAGGAGGACGACGACGAGGAGCAGCAGCAGCAAUUGCGCUAUGGAGCUGGAUUGAGUGUCACACCGGUGGCAGUGAAAAAGGAGGCCAUCGAUGCCGUAUCGGAGCUGGCACUGGGGGCGAUACCAAAAAACCAAAUCAAACGCGAGUCGGCGGAGGUGCAGAAUGCAGCCCGACUCUCGGAUUCCGGGACCAGUGUCAGUGGCAGCUCCUCGAGCAGCAGCAGCAGUUCGGACAGUGCGACUGGUGGCGAGGUGGUGCCCAUGCCGGGUCCCGGUGAAACGCUUCAGCUGCCCGGUGUUCCAGCCGCCAUCACAACAGUUAUGCGAGUGCCGCCACCUCAGUCACAAAAGGCUCCACAGAGCAACAGAGUCACCCUCACGCCUAUCCUUCCACUGCCCACGUCACCGAAGCAAAGGCAAAAGAAGCCGCGCAAGAAAAAGCCAGCCACAAGUGCCCCCAUUCUUGACUCGAGCGAUGACGACGAACCGCCGCCCAAGCAUCCUGGUCUGGACCAUUCAGCAGUUUCAGUUCAAGCGCAGCCCGCAGCAGAUACAGUGAAAAAGGGACGUGGACGACCUCGAAAACAGCAGCAGAGCGGUGGCAGUGGCAACCUCAGUAGUGCAUCCGCCGGAAGCAGCUCCCAGACCAAGGGUCCCACGCUUACCGCCGCCAAGAAGCCGCUCGCUAAGACACCUCUAGCCAUGAGCAGAGCGAGAAAACGCGACCAUUCCAGCCAAAGCAGCUCCAACGGCAACACGCCCACCAAGAAGUUGGCGACGCCCCUGCUGGUCGCCGCCUCCCUUAAGCCGAAGGAUGUCCAUGCUGGCAGUAGUAGCUCCGACGAGGACAGCUCCUCAAGUGCCGGCUCCAGCUCCAAGUCGAGCAGCUCCUCUAGCAGCAGCGACGACACGGAAACGCAGAACACGAACUGCCGAAUAGUCAAGCUGAACAAGACGAACGCAGUUCCGCCGAAGGCGCUGCUGGGCAGCGGGAGCAGUUCGCCGAGCAGCAGUGGCAGCGAACAGGAGGAUCAGGCCAGAACGCAGAUCGGAAGUGGACAAUCGCUUACGCAGCAGCUACCGUCUUACAAACCGCUCCCGGUUAGUCAGCAUAGUCAACAGCUUAGCAGUUCCGAGUGCUCUUCAUCGAGCGGUGGUUGUGGAGGCGGCGGUGGCGGCAGCAGCAGUAGCGGCGAAGAGGACGAGGCGCGGCGCGAGAAAGAACGCGAACGGAAACCCAAGAGCGACAAGAACAAGAUAAACACGCUGACGAGGAUCUUUAAUCCGAAGGAGGGCGGCGCCAAGAAGCAGGGUCAGGUUGUAAUAAUGGACCUGCAGGAGGAGCAACAGCAGGGAAAGCUGGAUGCGGUGACACAGCCACUACAGGCUCCAGCGGUUGUCGCUGCCAACGUUAUUGCGAAAACACGGAUGACGCCCACGCAGCAGCAACAGUUGGGAGCCGGCCUAGCUUCUCCAGCGAGAACAACCACACCACACCUUACCUCCUUGAUCUGCAAGAUCGAUUUAAGCAAACUCUCGCGAGAGCGCAUCAUGCGCCUUAAGAAACUUACGCCCGCACAGCAGAAUGGCCAUCUGACGCCCAAGGAUCAGUCGGCGACAGCAGUUCAUGUGCCCAACGGCUAUGCCGUCGAUACAAAUCCCGCGACCAAGGUCAAGCACGAGCAUCCAGUGAAACCGGAGCCGGAGCUGGACGCCGGCUAUGAGGCCAAAUUCAAGCCCAGCAGCGUGAAGCAGGAGUUCCAGCUUAAGCAGGAGCGCGACCGGGACAGGGAAAGGGAGAGAGAGCGGGAGCGGGAAAGAGACCGCGAACGUGAACAACCUCCCGGGCGUCGGCGGAAGCGCAGCUCUAGUUCCAGUUCGAGUCCCUACAAGGAGAAGAAGCGGAAAAAGGAGAAGGCCGACCAGUUACAGAUGGGAAAGGAGCUGCUGCCUGUGCCUGUGCUUCUGCCAUCUAACAACCACGAGCGAAUGCAAAACCAUGAUCGCUUGUCAUACGACAAGCUGCAGCUGCUCCAUGAAGACGCGGCCGCCGCUGCAGCUGCUGUUGUUGUGGGUGAUGUGUCCGCUCCAAAUGGCAGUCCCAGCAAAAAGCUGCUGGCCAUGUCACCCCUACCGCCUCCACCGACGGUGGCUACCGUCGCCUUGGUAGCACCCGCCACUUGCAAUGAGGCUGUGCAGACAACAGCGCCCUUGGCGACGCCAAUGGCAGUAGCAGCCACUGGGGCAUCAGUUUUAGCAGUAAGAGCUCCUCCGGCGCCAGUCACGAAGCUUAUCUACCGCUCCUACUUUGAUCGCGAGGAGGAGCAUCCCAGCGACGAUCACAGAAAAAACAAUCAGUUCCUGCAGGAGGCUAUCAAUCGAAAACAUGCCGCCGACUCGGAGCGCGACUCCUUCAACCAGGUGACUUUGUAUUUGGAAGCCGUUGUCUACUUUCUGCUGACGGCCGACGCUAUGGAGCGCUGCAGCUCCGAGGCGGCCACCUACACCAUGUACAAGGAUACCCUGUCGCUUAUUAAAUUUAUAUCCACCAAGUUUCGUCCCUACCAACAGUCAACGAACGGGCAGCACGAAACGCACAACAAAGUGGCCAUACUCAGUUUGCGCUGCCAAUCGUUGAUAUCGCUAAAGUUAUAUAAACUACGGAGGGCAAACUGUCGCGCCAUCAUUGCCAACCUCACGGAUUUCUUUCGCGUUGGCAGGGGGGACAUUGUCAACGGCAACACGCCGUCCUCCAUAUCACCGUCGAAUUCGGUAGGCUCGCAGGGCUCCGGUUCGAACACGCCGCCAGGCAAAAUAGUGCCUCAAGAUAUACACAAUCAGCUGUGCAAGCAGAAUGAGUAUCUGAGUUAUGUGAGUAGUGCUCACGAGUUGUGGGAUCAAGCCGAUCGAUUGGUACGCACAGGCAAUCAUAUAGAUUUCUUUCGCGAACUGGAUCACGAAAACGGCCCGCUAACGCUGCAUAGCACCAUGCACGAGGUGUUCCGGUAUGUGCAGGCGGGUCUCAAGACGCUCAGGGAUGCCGUGUCGCAUCCGACGCAUCAGUCGCAGUAGCGACAGCGGCAUCAUCAACCGCAAACGCAACGGAAUCGGAGACGGAAACACCACCAAACGUGUCUAAAUAAAAGUCAGGCCAAAUUAGCAACUAUUAUCUACUACAAGCUACUAAUUUAGUUAGUCAACAAAGGAGAAACGAAAGAAAAGAAAUCGAAACCAACAACCUUCCAACAAAACGAAGAUAACCACAACAAAAAAAACAACACAAGAAAUGAUUUGUUAUUAAUUUAUAAUUUUUAUAUGUAUGUAUUUUGUAUAUGCACACCAUUUACUUAUUUCCUUAUGCUCAAUUUUCAAUUGUUUUAAGCAUGUUAAGCUUUAUAUUUAUGCCUAGUUUUAAUUGAUAUUACCACAAACGAAAAAAAACAAACACACAUUACAAGUUAUAUUAGCUAUACGUCUAGUCUGUAAGCUCAAAAACAAAUAUCCAGCCCCUUUCCAGUCUCACCCCAAAAAACACAAACAUUUUAGUUGAAUUUUGUUUUUUUUUGUAUGCGUACAGUGCACAGGAGGAACGGCUUUUUAAAUUGUUUAAGUUUUAGUUAAUUUUGCUUUGCAGCCUUGGUAAGGAAAAAUGUUAGCAAAUAUAAAUAUAUAUAUUAUCGCCAAUAUAAAGAAAAGUUAUAGUUAUAAAUUCUUUGUAAUAUUUCAAUAUGAAUUAUGUUUAAUGCAACUAUUUUAUUAAUUUUAAAUUAAUUUCUUAAAAAGCAAUCACAACACGUUUUUAGAACAAAAUACAUGAAUGAAAACAAUAUAUAUAUAGAUUAAUAUAUAUUUAAAAUAUAUAUAUGGAAAUGUAUCCUUUGUUUGGUUUUAUUUGUUUUACCCAACCAACCUGUCCCCAAGAUAUUCGAUUUAAUUCAUAAUGGGUGCCUCAAAACUCUCACACAGACGCAACAACUAAUAGUGCAUUAGUAGACUUAAACGAGUUAAAAAUCAAUCGAAAUAGACUUGCCCUUGAAAUAGAUAUAUAAGCUGUACAUAUAGCCGCCGAUAUACAAGAAAUAUAUUUUUAAAUGCCAAAAAAACGGAAUGAUGUAAACUACUUUAAGCCGAUUGCAAUCGGCAGGAUUUGGGAUAGGAUAGGUUGGUAGACAUAUGUAUGAACAUAAUGGGCAUAUAUAGAGGGAUCGUUGAGUUAAACAGUCAGCAUUUUCUCGUUGACUCAUUUUUGGCAUAUAGAAAAAUCGAAAACUACGAAAAUCAAAGUAAAACUGUAACGAAAAACAAAACAGAAAGCAAACAACAAUUAAAAUGAUUAUUAAAUUAUUAUUAAUAAUGGUUCUGGGGAAACAAAGCAUUCGCAUUCAACAAUUGAAAUGGAAAACAAACAUUUAAAUUAUAGACAAAUUUUAAGUUGCCACUAAAGAAUGCCGAUGGAGAAUAUGCGCAAUUUUAUUGUGCAAUGCAAUUAAGUGUAAUUAUUAUAAAUUAAUACACAUACAUAUGUAUUGUUAAUAAUUAAAACGCUGUAAAUAAUACAAUUACGUAGACAGGAACACUCGGACACACACAUGCAUAUAAUUAAAUUAAACAUAAUUACAUGCAUAUUUAUACACACUUAUAUAUGGGUAUAUAUAAAGAUAUAUAAAUAUAUAUAUUUUUAUAUAUAUACACGAUGAAUAAAACUAAACCAACGUAGAAAUUAUAGUUAAAUUUUUCAAAACGACAAGAUUAACUUGCAGCAAUAUGCAACCGACAACAACAAGAACAGUAACAACAAAUACAACAAACGAAAUGCGCCUAGUAAUAGUUAAUAAUUAUAUUUUGUUAAGCGUUAUUGUAGUGAAACAAAGCAAGCAGGCAGAUCGAACAGCAAAACCAACAGAAUUAAGUUUUAAGCUGAACAUUUGAAAAGCAAGGCGAGAAGAAAACCAAAAUAAAUGCAAAACAGCAAGUUGUUCAUAAACAAAACUAGAAGUAAAUAUAUAUUUUGUACAAAUAUAAUUAAAUUCAGCCGCAGCUAAAACCAAGUACACUUAUUAAAGUUUAAGCAACAACAAACAGAAACAACCAAUUUAAUAUGCAAUUACCGUAACAGUAGUUGAUAAAUCAAACGAAUAAAACAUCAAAAAUUGUAACAUUUA
Drosophila rhopaloa is the source of this 7706-nucleotide messenger RNA. It is a transcript of the gene lilli, whose product is annotated as AF4/FMR2 family member lilli. Lineage: Eukaryota; Metazoa; Arthropoda; Insecta; Diptera; Drosophilidae. Bases 556 to 5616 code for a protein of 1686 amino acids. Gene Ontology annotation, cellular component: nucleus; super elongation complex. Gene Ontology annotation, biological process: regulation of gene expression. The record is from RefSeq and is a predicted model, not a curated record. The transcript has 10 exons.